Messenger RNA from Penicillium arizonense, 4944 nucleotides. RefSeq lists its product as uncharacterized. Gene Ontology annotation, cellular component: fungal-type vacuole membrane; fungal-type vacuole. Gene Ontology annotation, molecular function: ATP hydrolysis activity; ATP binding; ABC-type peptide transporter activity. The record is from RefSeq and is a predicted model, not a curated record. Lineage: Eukaryota; Fungi; Ascomycota; Eurotiomycetes; Eurotiales; Aspergillaceae. The coding region runs from base 1 to 4944 and encodes 1647 amino acids. The transcript is spliced from 2 exons. Gene Ontology annotation, biological process: transmembrane transport.
AUGCUGCCGCAAUGUCAAGGCCCUGUCUGGGCCAUUGACGACUUGUCUCGUUGCUUCCAACGCAACGUUCUUCAAGUGAUCCUUCCCCUCACAGCUUGCAGCGUCUCGGUGCUGCUAGUUCUCAUUCGCCUCGCCCAUCGAUAUGUGGUUUCCCGAAAAGGUGUUGUGUACAAGGUCCUCCCGAACAAUGACUCCGAAGAGCUUUCCAAUGGCCAGGAAAACGAAUGCGAUGCGAUGCUCUUCCAGGCUGCACAGCAGGAACAAAAUGAUUCCGAGGUCGAUCGCCCGCGUGGAGAAAUAGCUGUCGUCUUGGUCGAAAUCGCUGCGCUUAUUGGCCAAGUUGCAGUCUUCAUUGUGAUUUUGUCAUCUCAAGCCUGGGGUCGCAAUGGAACUCUUCCCGCCGUUGCGGGUUUGAUAUCGUGGGGUUAUGUCAUGUUCUUGGUGCUGGUUCGAUUCCUUCUAUCGACAUUGGAUAUUUCCUCCGCCCCGAGACUAUGGAAUCACACGGCUAUCCUAUACAGCUUCCAGUGGCUCUUCAACGUCAUGGUCUUCCGAUCCGCCAUUAUCCACCCCUUGUCUCAGCGCGCCCUGGUUCUGAGCAGCGUUCAGUUCUCGUUGAGCACAUUGCUCCUUCUCAUCGCACUCACCACUCGCCGAGGCAACAAGCCAGUUUUGGUUGAGCGUGAAGAUGGAUUGGAACCUCCGAGACACCCCAUGGCGAGUCUAUUGUCGCUCGCAACAUUUUCCUGGCUCGAUCCGCUUGUCUUGAAGGGCUACCGUCAACCCCUGGAACUUGAGGACGUCUGGAACUUGACCCCGUCCCAAAAGGCCGCCAACGUUCUCAGUGACUUCCGCAAGCGCCAUAUGAAGGGUUCUCUGGCGUGGAAGCUUAUUCGCUUCUUUGCCGGGACAAUUUUGAAGCAGGGUGCUUGGACCGUCUUCGCCAACCUAUUCGUCUUCAUGCCCAGCCUACUUCUCAAGGCUAUUCUUGAGUAUGUCGAGGACCCUCGUUCCACCACGCCUAAUGCAGCUUGGUUGUACGCCAUUCUACUUUUCUGCUGUGCUACGGUCCAGGGUGUGGCUGAUGGACAAGCCCUGUUCAUUGGUCGUAAGAUGGGUGUAAAAAUCCGUGCGAUCAUUAUUGGUGAGAUUUAUGCCAAGGCCCUACGACGCAAAGCAGGUGCGUCGGUAGAAGCGGCCCGCAAGGCCGUGGAGGUACCUCUCGUCAAAGAUGCAAAGAAGAAGAAGCGUCUGUUUCCUUUCGGUCGCAAGAAGAAGGCCGCGAAUGGCAAUGACACCGAAAAUGGAACUAAGCCUGCUGCCGAGGAGGACACCACCCAAGCUAAUGUCGGUACAAUCAUCAACUUGAUGGCGAUUGACUCCUUCAAGGUCAGCGAGGUUGGCGCUUAUCUUCACUUCUUGUGGGCUAGUGUGCCCGUGCAGAUCACCAUGGCCGUCGCCCUGCUUUACUACAUCAUGGGCUUUAGCUCUUUUGCUGGCAUUGCAAUCAUGGUUCUCAUGCUGCCUGUCAACCUCUUCAUCGCCCGCCAGUUCAACAAGGUGCAAAACCAGAUCCUGAAGGGCACCGAUGCCCGCAUUCAUUCUACGAAUGAAGUACUGCAGAACAUUCGCAUCAUCAAGUACUUUGCGUGGGAGCAGCGUUUCCAGGACAUUGUCAACGAGAAGCGCAAGACUGAAUUGAAGGCCCUCCGUAAACGAUACAUCCUUUGGUCUUCUGCCGCAACUGUCUGGUACGGCACACCGAUUCUCAUCACCUUCUUGUCUUUCUUAUUGUACACUGUUGUCGAGAAGAAGCAAUUGACUCCUUCCGUUGCCUUCCCUGCGUUGUCAAUGUUCUCCUUGCUCCGUGUCCCCCUGGACCAACUGGCGGAUAUGGUAGCCCACGUUCAGGAGUCAAAGGUUUCCUUGGACCGUGUGGACAAGUACCUCAACGAGGAGGAGACUGGCAAAUAUGAGCAGCUCCGUGAGAGUACCGUUGCAGGUACCCCGAUCCGGCUUGGCCUUGAAAAUGCCACUCUCACCUGGAGCACUUCAAAGCCCACGCCCCAAGAAGCUGGAUCCGCUGAUGGCCUGGACUCUUUCCGCUUGAUCAAUAUUGACGUCGAAUUCCUUGUUGGAAAGUUGAACAUCAUUGCCGGUCCCACUGGCUCUGGAAAGACGUCUCUGCUCAUGGCACUGCUUGGAGAAAUGAGACUCCUGGAUGGUCGUGUUCACCUCCCCGGUGGAAUGGCCAACAGAGCAGACCUCCCCGUUGACCCCGAAACUGGCCUGAUUGACAGUAUCGCAUACUGUGCCCAGGAAGCGUGGUUGGUCAACGAUACUGUGAAAGAAAACAUCAUCUUCGCCUCACCCUAUGAUGAGCGUCGCUACCGUGCCGUGCUCAAGGCCUGUGCCCUCGAGCGCGACCUUCAGAUCCUUGAUGCUGGUGAUCAGACCCUUGUCGGAGAAAAGGGUAUCAGUUUGUCUGGUGGCCAGAAGCAGAGAAUCUCUCUUGCCCGUGCCAUAUACAGCAGUGGCCGCCACUUGCUCCUGGACGACUGUCUCUCCGCUGUCGACUCUCAUACCGCCAAGCACAUCUUCCGCCAAGCUCUUACUGGUCCGCUGAUGCUGAACCGUACUUGCGUGUUGGUAACCCACAACGUUGCCCUGACCGUGCCCCAGUCCGACUAUGUCGUGGUGCUUGAGAACGGCAAGAUCUCCGCCCAGGGUCGCCCCGAUGAUGUCGCUGCUACUGGUGCCUUGGGUGAUGAAUUCCUCAAGUCUCGGCCUGCCUCCAGGGCUAGCUCCCGUGGCUUGUCUCGUGCGCCUUCAGACCAUGGAGGCGCGGAUGAUGAAUCCCCAGCCAACGGAACAGCGAAUGGAAACGCAAAGGAUGGAAAGGCCAAGCUAUCAGAGUCCAAGGCUACUGGUAGCAUCAAGUGGUCUACCGUCAGCAUGUACCUCCGCUCCAUGGGUCCGUGGUACUACUGGAUUGGAGCUGUCUUGGUGUUUUGCUUGCAGCAACUGGGCUCGGUUUCCACCAACAUUUGGAUUCGUCAAUGGGCAAACUCUUACCACACCUCCAAGGUUGGCACUGAGAACAAUGCCGGCCAUUACGCUGCUGCCGCCCACCUCAAGCCGCCCACCUUCAACGUUGGAAGCGUUGGUCGCGUCAGCAGCUGGAGUCUGCCGCAAUUUGGUACAAGCUCCACCAACGGGCCUGGUAACGAAGUCAAUGUGGCCUACUACCUCGGUGUAUAUGCGGUGCUUGGCUUCCUUUACAUCGCAAUUUCUCUGUCUCGCGAGGCUGUUCUGUUCUGGGGCUCUCUCCAUGCCUCCUGGAAGAUCCACGAUCGCCUUCUCAAGGCUGUCAUGCAUGCCAAAUUCCGCUUCUUUGAUUCCACUCCUCUUGGCCAACUCAUGAAUCGGUUCUCCAAGGAUAUUGAGUCUGUCGACCAGGAAGUUGCUCCCGUUGCCAUCGGCAUGCUUCACAGUCUGGCCUCGGUUAUCAUGAUUGUCAUCCUGAUCUCCGUUAUUACCCCUGGCUUCUUGAUCGCUGGUGUGUUCAUCACACUAGUGUACACCGCACUCGGUGCUGUCUAUCUGAACUCUUCUCGUGAUCUCAAGCGUCUGGAAUCUGUGCAGCGCAGCCCCCUGUACCAGCAGUUCGGCGAGACGCUCAACGGCAUUGUCACUAUUCGUGCCUACGGUGAUGGUCCCCGUUUCAUGAUCGACAACCACCGCCGCAUCAACGCCUACAACCGGCCACACAUCUACCUUUGGGCUAGCAACCGCUGGCUCGCUCUCCGCGUGGACUGGACCGGUGCUUUGGUUUCCUUCUUCUCGGCCACCUUUGUGUUGCUGAAUGUUGGAAAGAUUGAUGCCGGUGCUGCUGGUCUUUCGCUCACCUACGCCGUUACAUUCACAGAGAACGUUCUCUGGCUUGUGCGUCUCUACUCCGAGGUUCAGCAAAACAUGAACUCCGUUGAGCGAGUGAGAGAGUAUCUCGAAGUGGACCAGGAGGCAGCCGCUGUCAUUCCUAAGUCCAGACCUGCCGCUGGUUGGCCCAGCCAGGGUGCGGUGGAGUUCAACGGCUAUAGCACCCGGUACCGCCCUGAUUUGGACCCGGUGCUCAAGGAAGUUUCUUUCUCCGUCAAGGCCGGCGAGAAGGUUGGUAUUGUCGGUCGCACAGGUGCCGGAAAGAGUUCGCUCGCACUGGCUCUCUUCCGCGGUCUCGAAGCAGAGAAGGGACAGAUUCUGAUUGACGGUGUUGACAUCGGUUCGAUUGGACUGCGCGACCUGCGUGAGGCAAUCACCAUCGUGCCCCAAGAUCCAACUCUAUUCACCGGCACGCUCCGCAGCAAUCUGGAUCCCUUUGGCCUCUUCAGCGACGAGGAAAUCUUCACAGCCCUCCGCCGUGUCCAUCUAAUUGGAUCUAGCUCCUCGGGCACCGCAACCCCUGCAACAUCUAGCACCAUCGCAGCAACAGAAGCCAAUGGCGAAAACGGCAGCGUCGUCGACAACAAGAACAUCUUCCACACCCUGGACAGCCUAGUCUCGGAGUCGGGCUCAAACCUCUCCCAAGGCCAGCGCCAACUCCUCUGCCUUGCUCGUGCUCUACUCAAGAGCCCCCGCGUCUUGAUGAUGGACGAGGCGACCGCCUCCAUCGACUACGCGACAGACGCCAAGAUCCAAGAGACCCUGCGCGAACUCCGCGACAGCACAAUCAUCACCAUCGCCCAUCGUCUGCAAACAAUCAUCGACUACGACAAGGUCCUGGUCCUCGACCACGGCCGCGUCAUCGAGUUCGACCACCCCUGGGAGCUGAUCAACAAGGAAGAUGGUCUGUUCCGCGGAAUGUGCGAUAACAGCGGCAACAUGGACGUUCUUCUGGAUGGUGCGAAGCGCGCGUGGUCUCAGAAGCGUCUUGUCGACGACUCUUAA